CAGUAAUUAUGACUUUUUCCCAAAAUAAAAGGACACACCUUGUAGUUCAAGAAUAUAAGAUAGCGCCUAGCGGCAUUAGCAUUCGGAGCGGUGCCAAAUGGGUUGCAAUAACUUAUAUCGCUCCAUUUCUCUGAGUCUCCCUCACUUUAUUUCUUAUACCCAAAUUAUCCCUACCAUUCUGAGUGUUAAAUCCCCAUUUUACCCUUCCCGACGGCAGAAAUUACGUUCAUUUGCCAUUUUAGCCGGAAAUAAUAGCUUCACGUGGAAUGACGUUCUUCAAGUACCUGAAUCUCCUCAAAAUGACGAUUCUACCCUCACAGAUUUUUUCGAUAAAAUCAAGCUUUGUAAUCGCAAUUCGGAGAAGCAAUGUGAGUUCAUGCCUUUUGUGAUUGACGACCAAAUAAUUGGCUAUGUUCACCAUCGGUUUGCUGAUUUUCUGAAGCCAUAUCACAAUGUAUUCAUUUUCCCACAAGAUAAUACCUACGAUAGCAAUUUCGGAUGUCAUUGCACUUUGCAUCCAAACCUGAGGACACCCACGGAUCGAACUAAAGCUGUAGCCAAUGUCAUUAAGUCUUUGGGCGAACUGAUCCCGGGCAUAAGAAAUGAGUUAUAUCCAGUUGCUUCAGCUUUCGGGGAACCAAUAUUUUUCUCAUUGGAACGAGCUGCUGCGCCAUACUUUGGGAUAAAGGCUUAUGGAGUUCAUAUGAAUGGCUAUCUUGAGAAAGAUGAACAGAAAUUUCUAUGGCUAGGGAAGAGAAGUGAACAAAAAUCCACCUAUCCUGGAAUGCUGGAUCAUUUAGUCGCGGGGGGAUUGCCACAUGGUAUUUCUUGUGGAGAAAAUCUUAUUAAGGAAUGUGAAGAGGAGGCAGGGAUACCAAGAUCUAUUUCCCAUAAAGCUGUGCCCGUUGGAGCUGUGUCUUACAUUGACCUAGAAGGAUAUAGGAUGAAGAGAGACAUCCUCUUUUGUUAUGAUCUUAAACUUCCUGAUGGCUUCAUUCCUCAUAAUGAGGAUGGGGAGGUAGAAAGCUUUCGACUGGUCCCAAUCACACAAGUAGCAAAUAUCAUCCGAAAAACGCCGUUCUUUAAAGCAAACUGCAAUCUUGUCAUUAUUGAUUUCCUUUUCAGGCAUGGGAACAUCAGACCGGAAGAGUUUGGGUACCUGAGGCUACUGCAGAGUUUGAGAAGUGGGUAUUGCUUCUAACUAUAACCAGCUUUGGGGGGUUCAUUCCUUGUUUUGCCACUUUGCGGAAGAGCAGAUUUACUUUUGUCUUUGUAUCGAGAACCAUGAAAAGAAGGAAAAAAAGGCAUAUCAAUGUCCAGUGUUGUGCCAAAUUCAGUAAUACACUGACGGCCAAGCUCUUUAAUUGAUCUAGAUCAUCCAUUCUUGAUUCUUGAAUAUGUUAAAAGUAUAAACCCUUUUGGUCCUUCCUACUUGCAGCCUUGUUCUGGAUUGAAAUAGUGUUUAGGCAUGUACUAAUCUUGGAGAUGUGAGAAAUAAAUUACGGACAAAGUGUGUAUGGGAAUGGUGAGUUGGUGACU
This is a messenger RNA of Lycium ferocissimum, 1539 nucleotides long. Its product is annotated as nudix hydrolase 20, chloroplastic-like. The coding region runs from base 98 to 1201 and encodes 367 amino acids. The transcript has 9 exons. NCBI's taxonomy places the organism in Eukaryota, Viridiplantae, Streptophyta, Magnoliopsida, Solanales, Solanaceae. The record is from RefSeq and is a predicted model, not a curated record. Gene Ontology annotation, molecular function: 8-oxo-dGDP phosphatase activity.